ACGAGCGCCCCACGCUCCUCUGAGCGCACAGCCUGCCACCUCUCGACCUGCUGCGCUUCGCCUUCCUCUGGCUCCAGACGACCUAGGACACGUGCCCUCGGGGGGGUCGCUCGGAGGUGCAGCGCCAGAGGCCCCCCCUGGAGGCGUACUACCUUCCCCAUCCCCCAUUCCCCUUCCCGCACCUUCCUGCGGCCCGCCUGGACUCGGAGCAGGAGCCAGCGAGUGGAUGCGGCGCGAUGGAUGGCAGCGCACUGCCUGGGCCCCAGCCUCCUGCGCCUGGCGUCCCUGGCGGCUGCGCUGCCCGACGGAGACCUGCGUCCCCCGAACUGCUGCGUUGCAGCCGCCGGCGGCGGCCUGGCGUGGCGGAGGCAGCGAGCGGCGCUGCAGCAGUGGCGCGGCGCAACGAGCGCGAACGCAACCGCGUGAAGCUGGUGAACUUGGGCUUCCAGGCGCUGCGGCAGCACGUGCCGCACGGCGGCGCCAGCAAGAAGCUGAGCAAGGUGGAGACGCUGCGCUCCGCCGUGGAGUACAUCCGUGCGCUUCAGCGCCUACUGGCUGAGCACGACCCCGUGCGCGCUGCCCUGGCUGGGGGGCUGCUCGCGCCAGCAUCGCGGUCCUCCGCACCCCGCGGGCUUCAUGGGAGUCCCUCUACGGUCGCCUCACCCUCCUGUGCCUCUUCGUCCCCUGGCCGCGGGGGCAGUUCGGAGCCCGGCUCCCCACGCUCCGCCUACUCAUCAGACGACAGCGGCUGCGAGGGCGCGCUAAGCCCCGCGGAGCGCGAGCUACUCGACUUCUCUAGCUGGUUAGGGGGCUACUGAGCGCUCUCGCUCCCCGAGGUAACCUCUCGGCGGGGAGAAGGGAGGGUCGGAGACAGGGGCGACCGUAUAGGAUGGGCAGGCCUAAUGGGUCGCCUCACUACCCCCACCCUCCCUGCCCAGAGUCAGCGGAGCCCAGAGCCAGACCCGGGCGAUGGCUUCAGUGUCGCUCACUCUUCACUUUCCCCAAACUUUUUCAAGCCUGUGCAAGACCGGCAUUUGUUUGUCCGGGAUUGCAAAACUUCCUCUCUCGGCUCCAGUGCCGGUGGGGGAGGGGAGAGAGUGGGAGCGGGGAGCGGCCGUCGGGCCGGAGAGGUCCCUAGUGCUUGCGAAUCCCGGGGCAGAUUAAGGUGCUGGAGGCGGGGUGGCUUUGCAUUGCAAAUCACGCUCCUGGGCCUGAGUGGCAGAAAUGAGUUGGCGGGUGCAGAACCCUGACUCACCGCGGCUCGGAGCGCUCGCCCCGCCCCCGCCCCGUCUCCGGCCUCAGACUGAAUCUCGGCACCCACGGACUCAGACUUCAAAAUCAACAGAGCAAGCGAAACUGCAGAUUUUGCUAGUGGGGGCAGGGCCGGCCUGGGCGGGGUCUGUCUCCGGCCCGGAGCCCGAGGCAAUGCACCUUUGGUUCUGGUAGCCGCGUUCUCCCCAGCAUCGCAGCCGGGACACCGAGCGGCAAGCGUGCUCAUCGCCUGGGAGCUAAGGAGGUGCACUGGUGCGCACCAAGUCCCCGCCGAGCGGGAGUCCCCACUGACGCUGCCUCGGGCCCCAGCAGCCGGUCCAAGUGCCUGUGUGAAGAAGGAUCUGGCCUGGCCGGUAGGGGCUGGCAGCUGCCUCCUGUGUCCAGGCCCCGACCUAUGUUUGUACUGAGAUUCUGUUUGGAGAUUUUUCUGGAGGGAAAAGGAUUUUUAUAAGGACACAGAAAAGCUAUUUUUCACAUAUUAACUUGAACUGCCGUAGGGACACUGCUGGCAAAUAUGAAGACUUAUUUUGUAUAAAGAUUCCUUAGACAUGGAGCACAAUAAAGGUUUAUACCCCUCACGCCCACCACCUGGAAUUUUCCAACCUAGACGUGAGCAGUCCCUGAGAGACGGACUUCCAGUUCCUAAGGGGUGGGGUUCCUGUUAGCGUUACCGUAGCCCCCACAUUCA
Tupaia belangeri chinensis (Chinese tree shrew) is the source of this 1960-nucleotide messenger RNA. It is a transcript of the gene ASCL2, whose product is annotated as achaete-scute family bHLH transcription factor 2. The record is from RefSeq and is a predicted model, not a curated record. Gene Ontology annotation, molecular function: RNA polymerase II transcription regulatory region sequence-specific DNA binding; protein dimerization activity; DNA-binding transcription factor activity, RNA polymerase II-specific. The transcript has a single exon. Gene Ontology annotation, cellular component: RNA polymerase II transcription regulator complex. Gene Ontology annotation, biological process: sensory organ development; positive regulation of transcription by RNA polymerase II; neuron differentiation. Lineage: Eukaryota; Metazoa; Chordata; Mammalia; Scandentia; Tupaiidae. The coding region runs from base 237 to 818 and encodes 193 amino acids.